UUCUUCUAGAGAGAUGAUAAGAGCAGGAUCAGUGGGAACAAGAGCGACCUAUGACGAGCCAUAUGAUUCUGAAUUUGAAAACGCUGUGAACAAUCUUCUAUCACGGGUCUAGUAACAUCAACUGCUAUAUGUGUGUGCCCAUCACAGUUCCUGAUAAAGCUGUUAAACGUGAAAACGUUUGACCCAAGCAACCACUUUUUAACAGAGCUUUCAAUAGUUUUGUUCGUUUUCUUGUUUGGUUUCCUAAUAAGCAUCUGAUAUGCACCUACUGUUAUGAACAUUCUAUAGAAUCGCAAAUGUUAUCUAAUUGAUUGCAACUCUGUUGGUACAAAACAUGAAAUCUUAGGGUCUCCAUUACACAAAAUUCAAAAGGAGCAAUAUUAAUAUACUUGAAACCUUGAAAGCUAAUAGUUACAUCUUAUGAGCAAUACCAAAGAGAACACUAAUAUUCCAUCUAACGCCUGAUCCUUCACCACUGCACCGUUCAAUAGAAACCAUUUGUAUAUGUUUCAUGGUGCCUAUUGUAAACCAGGUUUUGGUCAAAGGAAUAGUGUCUUCUUAAGCACAAUUUUCAAGGGCUCACUUCAAUGUUCUGUACUUGGAAACUUGUGUAGCUUGCUCCCGAUGAACAUAAAUUUAAAUGCAUGACGACUCUCUAAGGCUUUACACUAGACAUAGCCAUCUUAUAUAAUCGUCCUUAGUCUCUCCAUUUUUCCAUCCUCCUGAAACUACUGUAUUUGUUUCUUAAAAAGAGAUGAUAAGAGCUGGACAAGUGGGAAGAAGAGCCCCAUGGAACUUAGGUGAAUUUGCCGAGCUGUGGGACGUGCCAGAUGACACUGAAUGGGACGAGAAGGGACGGACCAUGAUCUCUUACAUAAGAUCUAUUCAGUUUGGCUACUAUGGAAAUGAAGCUCCAGUCCUGUCUGAAAAGUAUGGUUCCUCUGACGACCAUUAUACUAACCUUUCAAAUGAGUUUGUGGCGGUGAAACUGGGUAAAGAUGAAUAUGUGACUGGAUUGAGUGGAGAAUUGGGAUUGUGUGAAGGAAUCAGAAACUUGACGUUUCACACUAACCUUGGGAAGUGAAAACAUUUGACUAAGCAACGUUGUCUUGUAUCAGCCUUCAAAAGUAGUUUGGUUCUCUAUAAAAGAAUGUAGCUUCAAUGGAGCAUGCAAUGUCCUUGCGUCAUCUAUUUCUCUUAUCUGAAGUAAUAAAGAGCCUAUUUGCCUAAAGUGUAUUUUCUUUGUUGGUUUAGAAUAUGAAUAGAUUUUACUAAUGUUCAACAAAAUGAAGUAGCUGUGUUAACACCAUCACUAGUAGCCAAAACAGCAAAUAUAUUGUUGUUCCACAGAUUCACACACUGUCUUUUGAGUACAUUGGUAUAUCAUUCAUAUAGAAACAGAGGAAAAGCAGAGAGAACACACAAAAACUAACUUCAACUAGAACAAAACUCCACAGUGAAAACUGAGUACAGACCCAAACGCUCAACUGUUUUUAACUACCAGAAGUUUACUAAAAGACCAAACAUAAGACACUGAAAGAAAAA
This is a messenger RNA of Brassica napus (rape), 1545 nucleotides long. Its product is annotated as jacalin-related lectin 25-like. Bases 755 to 1084 code for a protein of 109 amino acids. The transcript is spliced from 2 exons. The record is from RefSeq and is a predicted model, not a curated record. Lineage: Eukaryota; Viridiplantae; Streptophyta; Magnoliopsida; Brassicales; Brassicaceae.